Messenger RNA from Williopsis jadinii, 318 nucleotides. RefSeq names its product NADH dehydrogenase [ubiquinone] 1 beta subcomplex subunit 9. Lineage: Eukaryota; Fungi; Ascomycota; Saccharomycetes; Phaffomycetales; Wickerhamomycetaceae. Gene Ontology annotation, biological process: mitochondrial electron transport, NADH to ubiquinone. The record is from RefSeq and is a predicted model, not a curated record. Bases 1 to 318 code for a protein of 105 amino acids. The transcript has a single exon.
AUGUCAGUUGUUCCAUUCUCUCCACAGAACAGACACGUUGUGAUGACGCUUUAUCGCCGCAGCUUGAUCCUCGCAAGAGAUUGGAUAAACAAGCGUGAUCACUAUAGACAGAAAGCAAUGGAGAUUCGUUCCCAAUUCGAACUGUACAAGGACGUUGGUAAUCCAAAGGAGGUUGAGGAGCUCAUCAACAAGACAAAGUUCAUGUUGGACAAGUAUAAACAUCCAGAUCCAUAUAUCCCACCAACGAGACCAGGUGGUACCAAGUUCGAGAGAUACAUUGCACCAUCCUUGGAGGAGCCAUUACCAUACCGUUAUUGA